Messenger RNA from Peromyscus californicus insignis, 993 nucleotides. It is a transcript of the gene Apod, whose product is annotated as apolipoprotein D. Gene Ontology annotation, biological process: tissue regeneration; brain development; lipid transport. NCBI's taxonomy places the organism in Eukaryota, Metazoa, Chordata, Mammalia, Rodentia, Cricetidae. Gene Ontology annotation, molecular function: cholesterol binding. The record is from RefSeq and is a predicted model, not a curated record. The transcript is spliced from 5 exons. Bases 204 to 773 code for a protein of 189 amino acids.
ACAGAGCUCAGCUUUGAGGCCAGCCUUCCUGAGCUUUGGGGGUGUGGCAUGCAUGACCCUCAAAGGGCAAUGGCCUGAUGGGGAGCUUAUAAAGUGACUUGGGAGAAGCCAGGCACCAAAACAGGCACCUCACUUGGAGGCUUCUGUGUGGAAACUAUCAUCUUAAUAAGAAAAGGCCUCUCCUGAAGCCACCCAGACCCAAGAUGGUGACCAUGCUGUUGCUCCUGGGCACACUGGCAGGCCUCUUCACUGCAGCCGAGGGACAAAGUUUCCAUCUUGGGAAAUGCCCAACUCCUUCAGUGCAAGAGAAUUUUGACGUGCUAAAGUAUCUUGGAAGGUGGUAUGAAAUCGAGAAGAUCCCAUCGAGCUUUGAGAGAGGGGACUGCAAUCAAGCCAACUACUUGCUGAUGGAGAAUGGCAACAUCAAAAUGGUAAACCAGGAGAGGAGACCCGACGGAACCAUGAACCAAGUCGAAGGGGAAGCCAAACACACCAACCUCUCCGAGCCAGCCAAGCUCCUAGUCAAGUUUUUUGAGUUGACGCCAGCCACACCGUACUGGAUCCUGAUCACUGAUUAUGUGAACUACGCUCUUGUGUACUCCUGUACCACCAUCAUCUGGCUCUUCCACGUGGAUUAUAUUUGGAUCCUGGGAAGAAACCCUUAUCUUCCUCCAGAAACAGUAACCUACCUGAAAGAUAUCCUUAUUUCUAACGGUAUCGACACCCAAAAAAUGAUAAGCACUGAUCAAACGAACUGCCCUGAAUUCCCGUAAAGGGAGGGACAGGCACUCUGGGUUACUUCUAUGCUUUGCGUCCCCUGGCUCCACCCCAGCUCCUCAUGAAGACAAACCAAGCAACUGUGACAAGUACCAGAGGGAAAGUUUGGCUAUAGAAGCCAGUGGAGGGGCCUCAGGGGAAGUUGAUCCAAACCCAGCCAGAUCUCAAACUGUCACCCCGCCACCGCUAGCCCAGUAAUAAACAUUUUGCUGAUCA